AUGGCUCAAGAAGAUCCCAUAGACCAAAGUAGCGGGAACUGGUAUCAGUACGUGUCGAAUGAAGAAAUUGGGUUAUGGCCAUCGAGCAGGUUCAAAGAGAGCUCCGGGACAGGGGUAGAAUGGGGAGGUGAAGUCUACGACUACGACUCAUAUAUCCGUGAUACCUUCAUUAUCGACGAAAACUAUCAGACAGAUAAUACUGUGAAGAACACGGAGUCUUAUACGGACAACAGUCAUGGUUAUAAAGUGAGAGACUCGACAGAACAUGGUGGAAAGUAG
Molecule: messenger RNA, 279 nt
Organism: Eruca vesicaria subsp. sativa (arugula)
Lineage: Eukaryota; Viridiplantae; Streptophyta; Magnoliopsida; Brassicales; Brassicaceae
Source: the annotation of a GenBank genome assembly